Messenger RNA from Eimeria necatrix, 1683 nucleotides. RefSeq lists its product as hypothetical. The transcript has 7 exons. Bases 1 to 1683 code for a protein of 560 amino acids. NCBI's taxonomy places the organism in Eukaryota, Apicomplexa, Conoidasida, Eucoccidiorida, Eimeriidae. The record is from RefSeq and is a predicted model, not a curated record. Gene Ontology annotation, cellular component: endomembrane system. Gene Ontology annotation, biological process: regulation of cyclin-dependent protein serine/threonine kinase activity; regulation of mitotic cell cycle.
AUGGAAGAAGUUGCGGAUGUGCCCUACGAGGGAGUCAUUGGCUGGCUCCUCUGCCGCAGAAUGCUCCCUGAAGACUACCACCUGCGGCUGAAGGGUGCGCCGCUGCAGCAAGCGCAGCAAAAGCGCAUGCAGCAGCAGCAGCAGCAGCAGCAGCGGCAGCAGCAGCAGCAGCAGCAGCAGCAGCGGGGGCUUGAGCUGCUGCAGUGUGUUUGCUUCUGCGCCGCAGGCAUGGCAGCGCACAUAAACCUGGCGCUCGAGAAGCCCCCCGAAAGCCCAGAGGCCUCUCAAUUCGUCAAAGAAAGAAAAGAAUGCCAUUUUGGAUUUAAAGAAAUAAACUCGUUGGUGGAAAUCCUUCAGAAGGAGGGGGCGGCCGAGGGAAUCCUCGCGAAAGCCUUCGGCUCUGCGGUGUACAGACAGUGGCGCCGCCUGCAGCGAACUUUCCAGCAGCAAAAUUUGCACUUGGCGGACAUUUCUCGCGCCCUCGCCAGGGCCGCCAACGUCCUCGUGCCCGCGCAGCAGAAAACGCUGCAGCAGAAGCAAAGAAUGCUAGCGGACAGCGAGAAGAAGGAGCAGCAGCUGCAGCAAGCAGCAGCAGCAGCAGAAGAAGUGUACAGGCAGCUGUGCACGAAGUAUGGCAUUGAAGAAGCAGCAGCAGGAGAUCCGCUGCUGCUGCAGAAGCAGCUCCAGGUGUACGUACACCGCAAGCUGCCCGUGCGGCUGCAGCAGGCGCAGCAGCUGCUGCAGCAGCAAGGCGAGCAGCUGCUUUCCUUUUAUCAAUCUUUUGCUGCUUAUGCAACUUCGGGGGCCCCUCUUAAGGAGGGGGGGGGCCCCCUGCUGCCGCUGCUGCGGCUGGUUGCUGCAGAGGGCAACAUGGCGGUGGCAGCAGCAGCAGCAGCAGCGCCGGAGAUCCCCCUGCUGCAGCAGCAGCUGCAGCAGCAGCAGCAGCAGCAGCAAGACGCAGAGGCCGCAGCGCACAUCGAAAUUCAGCAGCAGGGAGAAGAAGGGGCCCCCCAAGAGGGGGCCCCUGCAGCAGACACGCGAGGCUGGAUUGUUGAGGAGGGAAUAGAGGACAGCAGCAGCAGCAGCAGCAGCAGCAGCAGCAGCAACAGCAGCAGCAGCAGCAGCAGCAGCAGCAGCAUUAAAGAUACGCUUCUGGGCAAUGACACAAUUAGGCGGCAGCUGCUGCUGGAGCUAAUGGAGCUGCGGGGCUUCCUCUACAGCCGCGUGCUGCAGUCUGCUGCUGCAGCAAACAGCAGCAAAAGCAAACAGCAGCAGCAGCAGCAGCAGCAGAACUGGCAAGAAACCACCUUUCUCCCGAGUGAGCUCCAGAGGAAAAAGGAAGAGUUGUUGGGGUACCAGGACUGCGUGGAGCAGCUGCAAGAGCUGCUGGGGGGUGCCGAGACACUGCAGCUGCUGCAGCUGCUGCAUAACCAGGCGGCACUAGACUCGCUAUCGAAUGAGGUUGCUGCUGCUCGGGCGGCUUGUCAGAAGCCCCUCAGUGCUGCUAAGGAGCAGCGGAGGAAGCAGGCGACGCUCAAGAGCGAAGUGGCGGCAGCAACUGCAGCACUCGAGAAGCAGCGGCGAGAGCUGCAGCAGCUGCAGGAGCUGCUGCAGCAGCAAAUGGCAUCAGCAAUUUGCAGAAAAGUGCGGAUUACGGGCAUACCGAGAGAGCGGUUGCCGUGA